Messenger RNA from Poeciliopsis prolifica (blackstripe livebearer), 1110 nucleotides. RefSeq names its product C-X-C motif chemokine 11-like. The record is from RefSeq and is a predicted model, not a curated record. Gene Ontology annotation, molecular function: chemokine activity. Bases 131 to 451 code for a protein of 106 amino acids. Gene Ontology annotation, cellular component: extracellular region. The transcript is spliced from 4 exons. Lineage: Eukaryota; Metazoa; Chordata; Actinopteri; Cyprinodontiformes; Poeciliidae. Gene Ontology annotation, biological process: immune response.
ACUGUAGGGCCACUACGAGUUCGUAGUGGUCCUGCCUCUAUAAAACAGGACUGCCUGCUGCAUCAGAGCAUCAGCAGUUCAAUCUGAAGACAGACACUGCAGCUGAUCCUGAAGCUUCUAGAUCCACAAGAUGAAGUCUGCUGUGAUUGGAUUUGUGACCUGCUUGUUUCUCCUCUGUGCUCGAGCUCAGCCAGCCAACAGGUCCAAUAAAUGCAAGUGUUCCAGCAGCUUGCUGAGCAGGGUCCGACUGCAGAGCAUCCUCACAGAGCCAGUUGUUUACUACCCAAGCACCUUCUGCCCCCGCACUGAGAUCAUUGUUACACUGGCAAACAAGGAAAAGUGUGUGGAUCCAAAGUCACGAAUUGGACAGCUUAUCUUGAAUCUGAAGAACAGGUCUAGAAAAACUGGAGUUGUGUACACAACAACGGUUUCAGCUCACUCUUCCACUUGACGCUCAACACAGCAGGUGACAUUCAGACUGUAGAACUCAGUUUCUGAAAGCUGAAGGUGCUGAGCUCCAACUCUGCUUUUCUAUUUCACAAUAAUAAAAGCAGCAAGUGUAGAAAAUACCCAGUGAUCAUGAUGGCCAGUUUCUUUAUCUUCUGUAUACUGUAUUAUUCCUUGUUAAAAAGUCUUUAUAUACUUUGUAGAUAAAUAUAAAACUCUACAUACUCUAGAACUUUUAGAAAUUAGUUUUCUACUAUGGGAAAUAAAAACAACCUCAUACUUUUUGUGUCAACUCUUUUUACACUCAUGUUGAAUGUGUUUUCAGCUGGGGUAGAACUGAGCUGCGAAGGCCUCCAACGCUAUUUGCAGCUUUAAUUGAAAUGUUAUCUUUUUAAGAAGUGACAUAGGGCAGUAGGUCACAGAGAUCAAAGCAAUGCAGCUUAUAAUCAGAUCAAUGAUCUGUUUGCUGAGCCAUUAGAGGUCCAGUGAACAUGCAGUAAAAGCAGAUGUCACAAGACGUACAUUGCACAUACUGGUUAUACACAUUACCUACUGUACAUAUUGGUUUCUUGAGUUUUAUGUUUAAAAUGGACUUGUAAAAGCAUCCCUGAAUUUAUUUUGUAUUUGUAUUAUUUUUAGAUUUCAAUCUCUAAAAUAUCAGCA